Molecule: messenger RNA, 723 nt
Organism: Ichthyophthirius multifiliis
Lineage: Eukaryota; Ciliophora; Oligohymenophorea; Hymenostomatida
Product: WD repeat protein
Exons: 6
Cellular component (GO): mRNA cleavage and polyadenylation specificity factor complex
Molecular function (GO): protein binding
Source: RefSeq, a predicted model, not a curated record
AUGAAUAAUGGAAAAAACUUAAUUGUAGGUGAUAAAAGUGGAGAUAUUUAUUUAUUAGAUUGUAUUUUAAAUAAUGUAAGGGAUUUGAAAACUGAAGAUAAAUAAUUGUACACUGAAUUAACUAAAUGUUGUAUUGAAACAAAUAUUGAAAAUUUAAUUGAUUUAUCUCCUAGUCCAAAUGAUAAAAAGAUAGUUAUUGCUGGAGAAAAAGAAUUACAUAUAUUAGAUGUUGAUUCAGCAAAAAAAGAAAUAGAUUUAGAAAAUGUUUCAAGAGAAAUUACUUCAUGUGAUUGGAAUCCUUAAAAAGCACUUAUUUUAAGUACAGAUGAUAGUUAUAAAAUUAGACUUUGGGAUCCCCGUGUUUUUGAAAGUUUAGCAGAAAUAUCUUCACAUAAUUAACCUGUAACUACUGGUAAAUGGCAUUAAAAUGGAACCUAUUUUAUUACAGGUGGAAAAGAUCAUGCUGUUAAAUUAUUUGAUAUAAGAAAAUUAGAAAAACCAUCUAAUGAAUUUAGUUGCUAUAGUGAAAUUACUUGCAUUAAAUGGAAUCCUAUGCUUUCUAAUAUUUUUGUUACAGGAGAUAAUUAAGGGAAUAUUUUACAUUUUAGUGUUCAUGAAAAUUCUCAUAUUGAUUAAAUUUGCUGUGAUGAUAAAGUUAUUGAUAUUGAUUUUCAUCCUUUAGGAAAUAUUAUGUGCUUUAUUGAUAAUAAAAAAGUUUUAAAA